Messenger RNA from Ixodes scapularis (black-legged tick), 3413 nucleotides. Its product is annotated as guanylate-binding protein 2. Gene Ontology annotation, molecular function: GTP binding; GTPase activity. Lineage: Eukaryota; Metazoa; Arthropoda; Arachnida; Ixodida; Ixodidae. The coding region runs from base 62 to 2413 and encodes 783 amino acids. The transcript has 22 exons. The record is from RefSeq and is a predicted model, not a curated record.
GAGAUUGUCUCACCGGAUAUUUCAAAAUUAACAUCUCUUUGCUGCUUCCGCACUUCGAAGCAUGGCGACCGCGGCUGGUUCAAAAAUAUUUCAGAAUAUCCCUGUACCUAUCUUAUUCAUACUUAUUUCCUGCUUGGUUUCAUUCGGAAAAGCAAAUUUCAGACAAUUUGCGGACGAGCCUCUGCAACUAGUUAAACCAGACCUAAACCACAAAAGGCUUGUGUUGGUGAAGGAAAAUAUAAAGGUCGUGUCUAAAAUUGAGGGGCCCGUGGCGACCAUAGCCGUCGUCGGGAAGUUCCACUCCGGCAAGUCUUUCCUCAUGAACCAACUGAUGGGGAAGACCAAGGGAUUCGGAAUAGGCCCCACGGUCCGACCUGAAACGAUGGGCAUCUGGAUGUGGGGACAGCCACUGAAGGUCAGGCUACCCUCAGGGCAGAAUUUAUCUCUAAUCUUCUUGGACACUGAAGGCUUUGCCGCAAACAAUGUCUCUGAAAACUAUGAUGCCAAGAUUUUUGCUGUUGCAACCCUUAUCAGCUCGCACCUGAUCUACAACUCAGUCAAGAUAAUCGACCAAGCUGACAUUGACUACCUGGAGCUAUUGGCCAGACGCACACAGCUCUUUGCCUUGCGGUCGCAAUUGUCUCGUGCCAAAUGGAACGACGGUUUCGUCCAUGAUCUGCUCAGCUUUCCGCCACUGCUUUGGGUGGUGCAGGACUUUGUGCAGACAACUCUUGACAAUGAGACACCUACCCAGUGGUUGCACCGGCUCAUGGAAACUCACAGCAGAGAGAGCGAAGACUACAAGAUCAGCCUACUUGAUAUUUUUAAAUCGCUGGAGUGUCACACUCUCUUUUUGCCUGCCGUCAAGCGCCUUCUUCUGACUGAUUUAUCCGAGGCCAGGGAAGAAGACCUCACAGAAGAGUACAUUGAGGAGAGAGAUGCUCUUUCUAAAAAGCUCCUUGCAACCUUAGUGCCAAAGACAAAGAAUGGAAGACCAAUCACAGGAGCUGAACUCGUCACACUUUUUGAGGUCCUUGUGGAGGCCUCUAAUGAUGGCUCUCUUGCUGAUGUACCAAGCCGUUGGACUUCCUUUGUCGAACGAAUAAUGGAUUCUUCUACCGAAGACUGCACUCACUUCUAUGAGUCUGAGAUGCAAGUCCUUUUUAAGAAAAACGACGACGGACCUGUCAAAGAAGGUGUCCUUGUGGAGUGGCAUGCUCAAGCAAAGAAGAAAUCAUUCACUCUUCUCACACAGUUGCUGCAUGGGUUGUCAGAUGCCCUCGAGUCGGCAAGCACUCAGCUAGGAAAGAACCUGGAAAGCCUUCAUGCCAGGCAGCGAGACUUGAACUCCAAGAAGGUUCGGCUCUUCUGCUCCAACCAGGAACAGAAAUAUCUGCUCACUGCUGAAGGUCAUGCCAGGGGCAUUGCCCUCCCCAUCAACUCUGCCAUACUUGAGCGAGACCUCGGUGCCUACGCAGAGAGUCUAGUCACGGACUUUGCCAAGGAACUGGAUAGUGUUCUUGAGGAAGAGGACAAGAAGACAUACACCAGAUCACUCAAGCAAUCACUUGCGCAUUUGAUCGAUGCCACCCAACUCCAGAAUGAGCGUGCCUUGGAAGCUGUCUUUGAGAAAGCUGUGGCUGCAGCGUCUGAUACCUUCUCAUCUAAAGCUGCUGUAUCAGAAGCUCUAACUGAUCAACAACUGACGAGAGCAGCAAAAGAAGGGAUGGACGCUGCUUUUCAGGUUUUCGAUUCGGAAUGCAAGAGGUUCUCAAGCGAAAAGAAGUAUGGUCUUCAUGAGGCACUGCUGAAGGAUGUUAUAAACCGUCGAAUGGAAGACCUUAGAAAAGAGAAUGAUCAAUUUAUCUCAAAACUGAUGGCUGAUACUACAAGGAAACUCGUGGAAAGGUUUGCUGAGAGAACUGGACCGCAGCAUCUGUCCUUACCAGUGAAUGAUACUGACCUUGAUCUAAGGCUCCUACAAGAGGCCCGUACCUCGCACGCAGAGUUCAGACGCUCCCUGGAUGCCUUCCAGACUUCGCCCGAGUACAAAAAGUCUUCACAAGAGCUGCUGGAAAAACUGAGGUCCGUGGAGAAGCAACGCAGAACCGAGAAUGUGGCCGCAUUCACACGUGUCGUCGGAGAACCCCUGAGACGGGCCAAGCAGAUAAUCCUGCUCUCUGCCGACAAGUUCGGAACCGAGUUUACUCUACGUUCUUUUAUCAUGGACGUGUGCCUUCUUCAGCUUGGGGACGGAAAGCCAAAGUUCUGGCAGCAGGACCUCAAGAGGAAUAUUGUGAACAACUUCAUGAACUCUGACCCCGAAUUAAGGCAAAGGAUAGACAGCAUCAAGGGUUUUUGGUCGAGUGUGGUUGGCUUCUUUCUCUGGAUUCUUUGGCUGAUUGGAUUCUGAUACUUUGCGAAAUUUAAGUGCGACAUAUUUUAUUCCUUAAAGGGGCACUGACACCCCAAUGGUCGUAUUUAUUUUUAUUGUCUAAAACGAUGCAAGUUGCAGCCAUAGACACGCAAAAAAAACCGCAUCGCGAAAAAAAAUUUUCCCGCGCGCACGCGCGCCUUUUUAUUUUUGGCGUUUGAUUUUCCCGCCUCUCGCCUCCUCGCUUCUUUUGAUCGGUGACGUCAAAAAUCAGGAAAUUUAGAAGCUUUGUAGGCGGCAUCUUUAUAACAUUUAAUGACGGCAAUCCUAAAACAUGUUUUUUAACGCAAUUGCGAACGCACUACGGCCCUUCUUUUUGAAAUACCAAAAAUCGGGAGUUCGUUGUGGUGCCGUCUCCUGGAUUUGUAUCCUCCAACGGAAAACAGGCGACACCGCUCAAAACCGGUCCGCCGCAACGCCGGCGCUAGCCGGCGCUCGCUCCUUUCCUCCUCGCUUUGGGUCGCCAUGGCAACAGCAGGGAGUGGUGACAGGAAAGGGGACUCUCAGGUCUCCGCAAUUUUUGACGUCAAGGCACCGGCGCCGAUCGCGCGGGAACUUCGAAUUCGGCAUUUGGAAAUUGUUUUUUUACUUCACGAAUACUGAAUUUCCAAAUUUCAAAUUUUGAGGGUAAUGUCCCGGCAUCGUUUUCGACCGUUCCGGAUAAUAAUAAAAAAUAUGAUUUUUAUGUGUCAGUGCCCCUUUAACAUUUAUGGAAGUCCCGUAUCUUCAAUGAAGACUUGUCUUAUAGCAAGCUACUUUAGGUUUAUAGUAAAUGAUGAACAUGUUAUUGAUAAAUGGCGGAUUCUGAUACUUCAAAAAAUUUUAGUGCGACAUAUUUCCUUUUUUUAACAUUUGUGGAAGUACCUUCAAUGAAGACUUGUCUUAUAGUAAGCUAUUUUUUGGGUGACACUGUCUAUAGUAUAUGAUGCACAAUGCUAUCGAUAGAUGGCUACAAUAAAGUGCAGAUGUGAUAUCUUGA